AUGAGUGGUGGGUUUGAACCAGAUCCAGAUGAUGAGGAGGAAGAUGAGGAAGAGGAAGAUGAUGCUGUAAUAGCAGAAUUAGCCCUCAAUACCCCAGUACCACCGGCAUCCGCUUUCUCGAAUCGAAAUGUACCAAUCGAUUUAUCUCAAGACUCUCCCAACUCUUCUCCAACUCGUCAAUCAUCUAGAAUCAAGAAAAACUCAGUCUUACAAUCUAAUAAAGAUUUAACUUUGAUUCGAUCUCCAACUCGUUCAGUGUCUGUUCUCAAAGAUUUAGAAAGUCAAUCUAAACCUACUCCAAGUUCAAGCCUUUUACAGUCUCGUCCGAUUUCUUCGUUUAAACCUAUUUCAAUUCCUUUUGUGGCAGUUCCAUCUAUACGAAAGACAAGCCCACAUUUAACUUCACCACUUCCUUCAACACCUACAAGAUCUAGAACAAGGGCAGUCGUAGGAAGGACAAAUCCAACACCAUCAACUGAGCUUUCGAAAACUGCAACAGGUACUACACCAAAUGAACUCACCAACAUAACUAAAACUCCAACGAAAAAUUCUAAAACUAAAAGGAAAGUUUAUAGUAAAGAGAUUGUCUUACCAUUACUUCAUUCUCUAUUACCACAUCUAUCAGGAACAUCACCAUUACCGAUCGAAUUUCCUAAUCCAGAUGAUGGUGAGGAGGUCAUUGAUAAGAAAUUAAUGUUAAAUGAGAUUGAAUGUUUAGUUGGAUUAGAAGAAACCGAAUUAGAGUUAAGGAUGGUCUUGAACCGAACGAUUGUUGAACAUGAAGGAAACGUCUUGUUGUUAUGUGGAGGAAGAGGGAGUGGAAAAACAGCUAUUGUGAAUAGGACAUUAGGUUUGUUUGAAGAUCCUAAGAUGUUUGGACUUAAUAGUUUUAUUACGAUCAGGUUGAAUGGAUUGAUUCAAACGAAUGAUAAGUUAGCAUUAAGAGAAAUGUCAAGACAAUUGAUCAUAGCACUUAAUACAGAAAAGAUUGAAAACUUAGGAUUAUCAUCAGAAGAAGUAGUAGGAAAUCGAGAAGAAGAAGAAUUGAUGAUCGUUGAAGAUGGAACAAGUUUUAAUACGUAUGCAAAAACUUUAAAGAAUUUAAUUUAUUUACUUGAACCACCAUCAGAGGAAAGAUCAGAGGGUGCUGAGGUUUCGAAAACCUUGGUGAUCGUUUUGGAAGAGUUUGAUCGGUUUACUUUACUUGAUCGUCAAGCUUUUUUGUAUACUUUAUUGGAUAUUGUUCAGGGUAAUAAAAGAAGAGGUGGGAUUUGUGUGAUUGGAACGACUGCUGUGGUGGAUUGUUUAGAUAGAUUAGAAAAAAGAGUCAAGUCUAGAUGUCAAUCUAGAAUCCAAUAUUUAUUUUCCCCAAAAACGUUAAUCGAAAGAAAAGAAUUAAUUAAAUCCUUAUUAAGUUUAAAGCACAAUCAAGUUGAAAAGAUCAAAACAGAUGAUGAAGAAAAUCAAAAGAUGAUAAAGAGUUUUGUACAACAAUGGAAUGAAGAACUUGAGGGGUGUUUAGAGUUCAAUGAUUUGAAGGUUUGGUUGGAGAAUUUGUUUGGAUUGGUUUCGGAUGGGGUUCCUAAGGUUUUACAAGAAUUAAAUCAAUUAAUCAGUACGAUUUCAUAUAACCUAACCAAUGACGAAACCAUUGAAUUUCCAAUCCUAAGCCACUCAUCUCCAUUCAAACCAUCUACAAUCCCAACGAAAAAAACUAAUAAUUCAAUCAAAAAACCUAAACCGAUAGUAUGGUGGAUGGAAUGGAAUUUGUUAAGUAGUAUUGAGUUAACGAUUUUGAUUGCUUCUAAACAUUUGAGUUCGGUUUAUGAGAGUAGAAUGUUUAAUUUAGAGAUGUGUUGGGAUUCUUAUCGAAAACAUUUAAAGAGAAUGGUUUUGAAUGAAGAUGAGAUUGGUACAGGAGGAAUUGGAGGAAUUGGAGGAAGUGGGUUUGGAGAUGAUCGGAAGAAACUUGUGGGCGUUGGGGUUGGUAGGUCCCAGGUUUAUGGUCGGGAUGCAUUUGAGAUGGGAUGGGAAAGAUUAAUGAAAUUAGAAAUCUUAUUACCCAUCAAACCAUUGAACGAAUCGAAAUUGUCGAAUUCUAAUCAUGAAAAUCAUCAAAACGGAUUGAUUGGAAGCCGAUUUGAUUAUGUUAGAUUGAAGGGAUUUGGCUUUACAUUUGAAGAGGUGGUGUAA
Melampsora larici-populina 98AG31 is the source of this 2193-nucleotide messenger RNA. RefSeq lists its product as uncharacterized. The coding region runs from base 1 to 2193 and encodes 730 amino acids. The record is from RefSeq and is a predicted model, not a curated record. NCBI's taxonomy places the organism in Eukaryota, Fungi, Basidiomycota, Pucciniomycetes, Pucciniales, Melampsoraceae. Gene Ontology annotation, biological process: DNA replication initiation; DNA replication. The transcript is spliced from 6 exons. Gene Ontology annotation, cellular component: nucleus; nuclear origin of replication recognition complex. Gene Ontology annotation, molecular function: DNA replication origin binding.